Messenger RNA from Vigna angularis (adzuki bean), 623 nucleotides. RefSeq names its product transcription factor LAX PANICLE 1. The record is from RefSeq and is a predicted model, not a curated record. Bases 103 to 597 code for a protein of 164 amino acids. NCBI's taxonomy places the organism in Eukaryota, Viridiplantae, Streptophyta, Magnoliopsida, Fabales, Fabaceae. Gene Ontology annotation, molecular function: protein dimerization activity; DNA-binding transcription factor activity. Gene Ontology annotation, biological process: regulation of DNA-templated transcription. The transcript has a single exon.
UCUAUAAAACAACGUGUUAAAAGUGACCAAGUUUCCUACCAAAUCCAAGUCAAGUUCCACUACCUCUCACCUCACCACUGCAACACCCUUGUAGCAGAAGCAAUGGAUUACACUCACCCUGCUUCAUCUGAUGCAGGAUCCUCUUCAAAGGCAAACAGAAGCAAGGAGAAAAAGGGUGCUAAGAAAUGCAAAGGAGUGAGGCUCUCCACCGAUCCUCAGAGCGUGGCAGCAAGAGAACGAAGGCACAGAAUCAGUGACAGGUUCAAGAUCUUGCAGAGCAUGGUCCCUGGUGGAAGCAAGAUGGACACAGUGUCCAUGUUGGAGGAAGCCAUUCAGUAUGUGAAGUACCUCAAAACUCAGAUUUGGCUCCACCAAACCAUGAUCAAUUUCUUAGAUGAUAACGACUCACUCUCCCCUAUGUACCUUACUGAUUUCUACUUCCCUUCUGACCCUUCUGAACAGUUCAUUUUCCCUCAGCAAAAUCCACCACUUGAUCAUAACAUGCACAACUUUCCUCAUCUUCCACCACCACAAUGCAGCUUCCAUGGUGAAGACACCACCUACUUCGAUGCCUCUUUCAAAUAUUGGCCAGCUUAAUUAGUCUCUUACUUUCUCAACCCUCU